AUACGAAGCUCUUCUUUGGGUCUGCGAAACAACUGUAUAAGAGCUAGAUAUUAAGUGAACAGGCUGCUGCAUGCGCUCUAUACUCUGUAGUGUCCCUGUUGCAACUGGGUAACUUCUGAUAACAUAGCCACGAUUCAGUCUGCAAAUUUUAGAAUUAUAGUUUUAUAUGGUAAUGGAGCAGUAGUAGCUCCGCUCCUUUUAAAUUUGGUGAAGACUUACUAGACUUUAGCAGGGGGAGGGGAAUUUUCCUAUCUGAUCCACUGUUCUGCACCCUAAACCUCACUAGCAGCAUAUAACCUACAUUUGAUUUUUUUUGUGUAUGUGCGUGUGUGUACAUUUGAUUUUGUGUGUGUGUGUGUGUGUGUGUGUGUGUGUACACACACACACACUACAUGCAGUCUAACAGGCCACUUGACCGGAAAGCUGGAGACAUGGGUCCUAUUCCCAGCUCAGUCUCUGAUCUCCUACCUUAGACAAGUCAUCCCCGCCACCCCACCCACUCCCCCGCCUCAGUUUUCUCAUUUGCAAAUUGGGGAAAAUACUUUGAAAUCUGUGGCUGAAAGGCACUAAGAGGUAGGUGUUACUAAUUAAACACACUGUGCAUACCGUUGGGCCACCUCCUGCAGAGCUAUUGCAAAGGACAUGACCACCCAGGCCUCCGAACAGGGCUUGAAAAAUGUACUCCCUGACUUGCUGCUGCUAAGAAGGAAAGUUGCCCUGGUGAUUAAGCUACUCACAUGCAUAUUUGCAGGCUAACAGCCUGUGUACAUACUUUAUAAGUAUCAGAUUCUUUGAUAGUUUCCUGACUAGAAGGUCUAGGCCUAGAGGGUACAAAUGAAUGAGACACAAUAUUCUCUCGGGAACAUUCCAGACAUUCAAUUGUCCCUGGAAACACUCAAAGUAACAGCUUUGGCUUGAGCACUGAAUCUAUGGGGUGGCCAUACUGCCAGAAACGCUGCAGCUACUGCAACUUCAACAAGUACAUUCCCCGUGGUCUGGACGAGGCGUCCAUGAGGAGCUGUCUCACUCAGGAAGCCCGGACCCUGAUCCAACUCAGCCAGGUCCACAGGAUCAGCUCGGUGUUCUUUGGUGGGGGCACCCCAAGCCUGGCCAGCCCGCAAACCAUCGCUGCCGUCCUGGAGACCAUCUCCCGCUGCGCCCACUUGGCUGCGGAAGGGGCCUCUCGGCUGGCAGAGUUCCGGGCGUCAGGCAUCAAUCGCCUCUCCAUCGGCAUCCAGUCCCUGGACGAUGCAGAACUGAUACUCCUUGGGAGGGACCACACGGCUCAUGAGGCUCUGGGGACCUUGGAAGAGGCAAAGAAACUGUUUCCAGGCCGCACGUCCAUUGACCUCAUCUUUGGCCUCCCUGGCCAGAGUGUUGCCUCGUGGACCAAGGGAUUAGAAGAGCUACUUCAGCAGUGCGAUGACCAUGUGUCUCUGUACCAGUUGACGCUGGAGAGGGGCACCUCCCUCUUCAGACAGGUCCAGCAGGGCUCUGUGCCCGCGCCGAAGCAGGAGGUGGUGGCGGAGAUGUAUGAAGUUGCCCGGGAGAUGCUGCGAGACACGGGGUACCGACAGUAUGAAGUCUCCAAUUUUGCCAGGAAUGGGGCGCUCAGUGCCCACAACCUGUCUUAUUGGCAAGGCAGCCAGUACAUAGGGAUUGGGCCAGGAGCUCACGGGAGGUUUGUGCCACGAGCACACGGGGAGAACCUUCGGGAGGCCAGGAUACAGACCCUGGAGCCGGACAGCUGGAUGAAGGAGGUGCAGGCCUUUGGACAUGGCACCCGGAAGCGGGCUGCGCAGGGCGAGCUGGAGGUGUUGGAAGAGGUUUUGGUUCUGGGACUCCGCACGGAUGUGGGACUCGCACACCAGCACUGGCUGCAGUUUGCCCCCAGCCUGAGCCUGUGGGACGUGUUUGGAACCUCAGUGGAAGUGAAAGAGCUGGAGGAUCAGGGCUUGCUGCUUUUGGACAAUCGGGGGCUCAGGUGCUCAUGGAAAGGUUUGGCUGUGCUGGACUCUCUGCUGCUGACUCUCCUCAACCAGCUCCAGCAGUCCUGGGAAGACAGAACAGCCCAUGGGACCUGAGGCUAGACAACUCUGCCAGCCAGGAGAUGGCAGGCUUCCCCGGCAAACUCCAGCAUUCCUGGAUUGACAGUCCCUGAGAGGAGACCAGAAGAUGGACAGACCUUGCAUCCAGCUGCAACGGAUUUUAGUAGGGGAAGCUGAUCCUAAGCGUGCAAAGGAACAACUUGGCUCUUGGCGGAAGUCUGCUGGCCUCCCUCCGUGUGCAAAAUCCAGGACUAGGGCCAAAUCCAGGCUUGGAGUAAAUUGAUGGAAUUUGCACCUGUUUGUAGCUGAACGGAAGUGGUUUAUUUAUUUAUUUUAACAUGCACAAUAUCUGCUCAGUGGCUGCUGCAGAAAAUAUGCUGAAAUGUGUCUUAAUAUUACAUCGACUGGAAAAAUA
Molecule: messenger RNA, 2463 nt
Organism: Pelodiscus sinensis (Chinese soft-shelled turtle)
Lineage: Eukaryota; Metazoa; Chordata; Testudines; Trionychidae
Source: RefSeq, a predicted model, not a curated record